CAGCUGGAAACGUGUCUGCUGUCUUCACUGUUAGCUUACCAUCCAUACACUGAACACUGACUAGAAGAAUACUGCUGCACAGAUUCCACUGGGGAACCAGGCACAGGGAGGAUGGAACCUCUCGCAUUCCUACUACUACUAGCAGGACUAGUGGGAACACCUGCUGCUGUCUCAGCAGUAAACGAGACUUCACCGCGACUUGCCACGAACUCAACAGAAAUCAACGUGACCUCAACAUCACUUAACCCAACCUCGCCAACUGAUGUGACCUCAGCACGGUCCGCACCAACAACCCAAGUCAACGUGACUACAACGCCACUUGACACCACCUCACCACAAACCAACACAACUAUAACAUCACCUAAACCAACCUCGCCAACUGAAGUAACUUCAGCACCAUCAACAGCACAAGUCAACUUCACUUCAACACCACUUGCCACAACUUCACCACAAAUCAACAUGACCUCAACACCUCUCAACCCAACCUCGCCAACUGAUGUGACCUCAGCACAGUCCACACCAACAACACAAGUCAACAUGACUUCAACACCACUUGGCACCACCUCACCACAAAUCAACACAACUAUAACAUCACCUGACCCAACCUCGCCAACUGAAGUAACUUCAGCACCAUCAACAGCACAAGUCAACGUCACUUCAACGCCACUUGCCACAACUUCACCACAAAUCAACAUGACCUCAACACCUCUCAACCCAACCUCGACAACUGAUGUGACCUCAGCACAGUCCACACCAACAACACAAGUCAACAUGACUUCAACACCAGUUGGCACCACCUCACCACAAAUCAACACAACUAUAACAUCACCUAACCCAACCUCACCAACUGAAGUAACUUCAGCACCAUCAACAGCACAAGUCAACGUCACUUCAACGCCAUUUGCCACAACUUCACCACAAAUCAACAUGACCUCAACACCUCUCAACCCAACCUCGACAACUGAUGUGACCUCAGCACAGUCCACACCAACAACACAAGUCAACAUGACUUCAACACCAGUUGGCACCACCUCACCACAAAUCAACACAACUAUAACAUCACCUGACCCAACCUCACCAACUGAAGUAACUUCAGCACCAUCAACAGCACAAGUCAACGUCACUUCAACGCCACUUGCCACAACUUCACCACAAAUCAACAUGACCUCAUCACCUCUCAACCCAACCUCGCCAACUGAUGUGACCUCAGCACGGUCCACACCAACAACACAAGUCAACGUGACUUCAACACCACUUGGCACCACCUCACCACAAAUCAACACAACUAUAACAUCACCUGACCCAACCUCACCAACUGAAGUAACUUCAGCACCAUCAACAGCACGAGUCAACGUCACUUCAACGCCACUUGCCACAACUUCACCACAAAUCAACAUGACCUCAACACCUCUCAACCCAACCUCGCCAACUGAUGUGACCUCAGCACAGUCCACACCAACAACACAAGUCAACAUGACUUCAACGCCACUUGACACCACCUCACCACAAAUCAACACAACUAUAAUAUCACCUAACCCAACCUCGCCAACUGAAGUAACUUCAGCACCAUCAACAGCACAAGUCAACGUCACUUCAACGCCACUUGCCACAACUUCACCACAAAUCAACAUGACCUCAACACCUCUCAACCCAACCUCGCCAACUGAUGUGACCUCAGCACAGUCCACACCAACAACACAAGUCAACAUGACUUCAACACCAGUUGGCACCACCUCACCACAAAUCAACACAACUAUAACAUCACCUAACCCAACCUCACCAACUGAAGUAACUUCAGCACCAUCAACAGCACAAGUCAACGUCACUUCAACGCCAUUUGCCACAACUUCACCACAAAUCAACAUGACCUCAACACCUCUCAACCCAACCUCGACAACUGAUGUGACCUCAGCACAGUCCACACCAACAACACAAGUCAACAUGACUUCAACACCAGUUGGCACCACCUCACCACAAAUCAACACAACUAUAACAUCACCUGACCCAACCUCACCAACUGAAGUAACUUCAGCACCAUCAACAGCACAAGUCAACGUCACUUCAACGCCACUUGCCACAACUUCACCACAAAUCAACAUGACCUCAUCACCUCUCAACCCAACCUCGCCAACUGAUGUGACCUCAGCACGGUCCACACCAACAACACAAGUCAACGUGACUUCAACACCACUUGGCACCACCUCACCACAAAUCAACACAACUAUAACAUCACCUGACCCAACCUCACCAACUGAAGUAACUUCAGCACCAUCAACAGCACGAGUCAACGUCACUUCAACGCCACUUGCCACAACUUCACCACAAAUCAACACAACUAUAACAUCACCUAACCCAACCUCACCAACUGAAGUAACUUCAGCACCAUCAACAGCACAAGUCAACGUCACUUCAACGCCACUUGCCACAACUUCACCACAAAUCAACAUGACCUCAACACCUCUCAACCCAACCUCGCCAACUGAUGUGACCUCAGCACAGUCCACACCAACAACACAAGUCAACAUGACUUCAACACCAGUUGGCACCACCUCACCACAAAUCAACACAACUAUAACAUCACCUAACCCAACCUCGCCAACUGAAGUAACUUCAGCACCAUCAACAGCACAAGUCAACGUCACUUCAACGCCACUUGCCACAACUUCACCACAAAUCAACACAACUAUAACAUCACCUAACCCAACCUCACCAACUGAAGUAACUUCAGCACCAUCAACAGCACAAGUCAACGUCACUUCAACGCCACUUGCCACAACUUCACCACAAAUCAACAUGACUUCAACACCUCUCAACCCAACCUCGCCAACUGAUGUGACCUCAGCACAGUCCACACCAACAACACAAGUCAACAUGACUUCAACACCAGUUGGCACCACCUCACCACAAAUCAACACAACUAUAACAUCACCUGACCCAACCUCGCCAACUGAAGUAACUUCAGCACCAUCAACAGCACAAGUCAACGUCACUUCAACGCCACUUGCCACAACUUCACCACAAAUCAACAUGACCUCAACACCUCUCAACCCAACCUCGCCAACUGAUGUGACCUCAGCACAGUCCACACCAACAACACAAGUCAACAUGACUUCAACACCACUUGGCACCACCUCACCACAAAUCAACACAACUAUAACAUCACCUAACCCAACCUCACCAACUGAAGUAACUUCAGCACCAUCAACAGCACAAGUCAACGUCACUUCAACGCCACUUGCCAAAACUUCACCACAAAUCAACAUGACCUCAACACCUCUCAACCCAACCUCGACAACUGAUGUGACCUCAGCACAGUCCACACCAACAACACAAGUCAACAUGACUUCAACACCAGUUGGCACCACCUCACCACAAAUCAACACAACUAUAACAUCACCUAACCCAACCUCGCCAACUGAAAUAACUUCAGCACCAUCAACAGCACAAGUCAACGUCACUUCAACACCACUUGCCACAACUUCACCACAAAUCAACAUGACCUCAACACCUCUCAACCCAACCUCGCCAACUGAUGUGACCUCAGCACGGUCCACACCAACAACACAAGUCAACAUGACUUCAACACCAGUUGGCACCACCUCACCACAAAUCAACACAACUAUAACAUCACCUGACCCAACCUCACCAACUGAAGUAACUUCAGCACCAUCAACAGCACAAGUCAACGUCACUUCAACGCCAUUUGCCACAACUUCACCACAAAUCAACAUGACCUCAACACCUCUCAACCCAACCUCGCCAACUGAUGUGACCUCAGCACGGUCCACACCAACAACACAAGUCAACGUGACUUCAACACCACUUGGCACCACUUCACCACAAAUCAACACAACUAUAACAUCACCUAACCCAACCUCACCAACUGAAGUAACUUCAGCACCAUCCACAUCAACAGCUGCAACUUCAACAGAUGCCCCGCAAACACAACCUCAAAUUAACUUGGAAUUUAAGCUGCAGAGUAACUUUACAUCAGAACUUCUAAACUCAUCCUCACCAGAGUUUAAAACAUUAGCAACCAAAGUGACCAGAGUGCUCAAUGAAGUCUAUUUAAAGCUAUUUGGAUCUCGCCUCAAGAAAGCAGUCGUCAGAGGUUUCAGACAAGGAUCCAUUUUAGUUGAUGCUGCCCUGACGUUCAGCAAUGACAGCGUGUUACCAAAUGUUACUACUGUUAUUCAAGCUCUAAAAGAGGCUGCUCAAAGCUCAAAUUUUUCUCUCCCAAUCAACGUAUCAUCUAUUACAGCAACAGAAAUCCACACGACUUCAACAACUCUCAACCCAACCUCACCAACCUCAAUGUCAGCAUCUUCAACACUGAAUCCAAGUACCUCACCAGGCUCUGAUACAACUGCAGCUUCUCCCGUGUCUCCAAAUACAACACCUAUAUUACCCACUACAAUCCCCAGCACUGCAGCCACAGAUCCUCCUACGCAGACAGAAGGAACCCUUGGCCUUAAAUUUAGUCUCAACCAAACUUUUACAACGGAUCUGUCAAACCCAAGCUCAACAGGUUUUCAGACUUUAGCUCAAAAAGUGAUCACAGAGAUAAACAGACUAGUUAGACAGAUCUCUGCGUCCUUCCUUCGCUCCAGGAUUAACUCCUUUACGAAUGGAUCUGUAGUUGUCAACAUGACUCUUGUGUUUCAAAAUAAAACCUUAGUUCCAUCACUAGCCAGUGCAACUGCAGAUUUGUUAAGAAUACUCAGCUCAACCACACUGGAUAUUAUACCGGGCACUAUAUUUGUAUCAUCAUCAACAACCAGUCUUCAGUCUGCAAUGAGCAUAUGGGCACUAAUGCUGAUGAUUAUGGCCCAAAUCCUGAUCAACAUGUAGCCAGCACUCAAGCCAGCUGCAGGGACUUCACUAACAGUCUGUAAUGUGCAAUAAAAGCUUGAAAAACAGUAUGUACCAACAAACAAAAAAGCAAAAGAUAAAAGAAGUGUGCAUUAUGAAAUUUACCAAGACAAAGUAAUUUAAUUCAAAAGAUGCAUGCUGUGUGUAAAAGAUUGAACAGGUUCAUGGUGUUUGCCAAAACAUUAAAAAUAUUUGAUACAUUUUGAUACAUGUAUUAGCAGUUGUCACUAAGUACCACAUUUGUUCGUUAGAACAUUUGUUUUUAUUGCUAUUGUGGCAUUUAAAGCAAAAAAUUAAUUUAUUUAUACUAGGUAUUGUACAUUAUGCAAGACACAAUUUAAUAUCCAAACAUAUUGUGGAGUUAAAGAGUGAAAAGGAAGAUGCAAGCAGUUAAUGUAGAGCAAUGCUAGAAGUUAAAAGAGUUAAGCUGAAAUGAUCUUGAUCCUGCCAACUGAUUCUGUUAGAGUCAAAUUGUCCAGUAUCAGGUGAAUAGUUUGGAACGUGGAUUUUAAAUGAGCUUCUGGAUACUAAUUUAACAAAAUAUCCACAUACUGCUGUCAUAAUUAUAAGAUGAUUCUUUUUGCUUUUAUUGAUUGAUCAAUCAAUUGAUGAACAGCUUCAUCUGAAUACUUGUUCUUCCUGUAUGUCUCUGAAAAUGAGAUUAAUAAAACUCUAUGCUGUAUACUUUUGGGGAUUCUUUAACACCCUCUCUUUUCCCUUUUUUUUUGUUUUUGUUUUUGUUAUUUUUUGUUUUGUUUUUUCCCCUUUAA
Molecule: messenger RNA, 5642 nt
Organism: Archocentrus centrarchus (flier cichlid)
Lineage: Eukaryota; Metazoa; Chordata; Actinopteri; Cichliformes; Cichlidae
Product: mucin-2-like
Exons: 11
Coding region: 112-4851 (1579 amino acids)
Source: RefSeq, a predicted model, not a curated record